Messenger RNA from Trichoderma breve, 2040 nucleotides. RefSeq names its product glycosyl hydrolases family 17 domain-containing protein. The transcript has 3 exons. Lineage: Eukaryota; Fungi; Ascomycota; Sordariomycetes; Hypocreales; Hypocreaceae. Gene Ontology annotation, cellular component: extracellular region; fungal-type cell wall; cell surface. The record is from RefSeq and is a predicted model, not a curated record. Gene Ontology annotation, molecular function: 1,3-beta-glucanosyltransferase activity; glucan endo-1,3-beta-D-glucosidase activity. Gene Ontology annotation, biological process: carbohydrate metabolic process; cell wall organization. The coding region runs from base 1 to 2040 and encodes 679 amino acids.
AUGCAGCGCUACGGUGAACACGGCGACUCUCCCGAGAGCGAACCUCUCGAUGGCUACGGCCAGUCGCAUCGAGGAGUUUCCCCCGAUAGUCGCGGCUACUCGCCGCCCGAGAUAUAUCAUGACCAGCAUCAACCUCCUCCAGUGCCCUCUCACCAGCAUCAGGGCCAGAACUACGGCUACGACCAACAUGAAGGCUACGAGUACGACUACGAUGGCCAGGCUCCUCCCCCGCCUCAGCAUCGCCAGGGCGACAACGGCUACUUUGCCGGCGGAGCACGCAAUGACGGCGACAUGGCCUCUGGAGGAAUGGCUGGCAUUGCCUAUGGAGUAGCAGAGCGAAACGCACGAGAGAGCGGCAUGCAAGCGGCCCAUGGCGGACUGCCACCGCCGCCAUCCCACGCUCGAUAUCCCGACGGCUACGACUAUCCUCAAGAUGAUCGAGGCUCGCGAACGACCUUUAACCCCCUGGGCAUGCCGACUGCUGCUCACAGCUCGCGAUCACCCUCCCGCAGCACGCGCGACCCGUAUGCCGACGACCACUAUCCGGCGAUGUAUCCUCCCAACCCGCGGAAUAGCAAUCCGAUGCUGGGCAUGUUCAAUCCUAAUGAGAUUGUGGACGACGGUGACGAUGGAUUGGAUUAUUCGCGACGUAGCGCACGCAAUUCCAUCCUGAGUGCCUCCAACUCGGAUCGAGCAGCAAAGGGAGCUGCCGUUGCGACUGUUGCAGCUGGAGGAAUCUUGGGGGCUGGUGCCAUCAAGAGCGCCUUGGGCCGUAAUGCUCAAGCAGCAGCAGGAGGUAAUGGUGGAGGGGACGAAGGCGGAGGCAUGCUCUUCGACAACGGUAGCACCGAGGAGAAGUCGGCCUGGAUGGCACAGCAAGCGACCAAGACCAAACGAUGGCGCUGGGCCAUCAUCAUCAUCCUCGUCCUCAUCGUCAUCGGUGCCGUCGUUGGCGGCGUCGUCGGAACUCAAGUCGGCAAACACGGCAGCAAAUCAAGCAGCGGCAGCGGCAGCGGCAGCUCCAAGGGUGGCAGCGGAAGUGGAAGUGGUGGCAGUGGCAGCGACUCUGAUGACGACAGUGGUGAUCUUAACAUCAACAGCCAGGAGAUCAAGGACUUGCUCAACAACCCCGACCUGCACAAGGUCUUCCCCGGAGUUGAUUACACGCCCCUCAACACCCAGUAUCCCGACUGUCUGACCAACCCUCCGUCGCAGAACAACAUCACUCGUGACGUGGCCGUGCUCAGCCAGUUGACCAACAAGAUCCGUCUCUACGGCACUGACUGCAACCAGACUCAGAUGGUCCUCCACUCCAUCUCCCAGCUGGAGAUGACCAGCGACAUCAAGGUGUGGCUGGGCGUCUGGCAGGACAACAACGCCACGACCAACGCUCGCCAACUCAAGGAGAUGUGGAACAUUCUCGACAAGUACGGCGAUGACCCCUUUGAGGGUAUUAUUGUUGCCAACGAAGUGCUCUUUCGCCAGCAGUUUACUGUCACUACUCUUGGCGAGCUCCUCGACGACGUGCGCACUAAUCUCACCAAGAAGAACCUGAAUCUCCCUGUCGCUACUUCCGACUUGGGAGAUGACUGGACUCAAGCUCUUGCCGCUGAUAGCGACUAUAUCAUGGCCAACGUCCACCCGUUUUUUAGUGGAACGCAGGCGACUGACGCUGCUGCCUGGACUUGGAACUUCUGGGAUGAACACGACGGCCCAUUCUGGAAGUCGGACAAGUCCAAGAAUGUUAUUUCUGAGACGGGUUGGCCUACGGGAGGAGGCAAAUACUGUGGAGGUCCCUCGACUUGCGAUGCUCCAGCCGUGGCGGGCAUCGACGAGCUCAACACCUUCAUGAGCGACUGGGUGUGCCAGGCGCUCGAGAACGGCACAAACUACUUUUGGUUUGAGGCCUUUGACGAGCCGUGGAAGGUCAUUUACAACACUCCGGGCCAGGAGUGGGAGGACAAAUGGGGGCUGAUGGACGCCAACCGAAAGCUCAAAGACGGAGUCAAGAUUCCCGACUGCGGCGGCAAGACUGUUUAA